AGAAAACCUAAUGUUUAUAUUUUUUUUGUUUCGGUACUCAAUUAAAAACUUUUCCAGUCCUCGUGAUAAUCAAUAUAAUGAAAUGAUAUAUUCUCGGUAUUAGAAAAAUUCCCUUCGCCGUUCCAGUCAUUCAAUCCAAUCCUAUUCGCAAUAAAUACCGCUAUUAACACAUGACAACUAAUAUCUCAUAAUUAUAUCGAUACUCAGGGUCCUUGGUCCCAAUAUUCACUUACUCAUUUACAACGAGCAUAAUUUAAAGAGUCGCAUUCUAAUUUAUUAAUACAUAUUUUAAAAAAAGCAAAUGUCAAUCAUCCAUCAUAUCCCCAGCACACUUGCGACAGCAUUCAUUAAAAAAAAAAUUCUACCUUCGCCCUAAAACUUUCGCAAUUAUACCUAAAUUUCCUCGAUUCUAACGACUGCACCACCAACUUAUACCGAUAUUUCCGAAAGUAUGUAAAUAUAAUUAUAUCCGCAUCCGCGCUACUGCCACGCGCUCGCCCACCCCUUCUUAUUUAACAGCCCACUUAGCUUAAAAAUUAACAGCCGUAAUGGGCAUCUUCCUCUGUUUCCAGGGGUCCACUAAACAACACAUCGAACUCGAGGAAUAAGUGAAGAUGAAAGUGGUAUCGGCUUCGUCCCACUUUCCCCCCAAUCUUCCUGUUCUUAACCAUUCGACCCAGCCUAGCAAUUCCCAAGAAACAAGCAAUAGCGCUAACCCGCCUUUGGGUCCGAGCUCUAACGUGCUCAUGGUAGGACCCAAUUAUAGGGUGGGUAAGAAGAUAGGCUGCGGGAAUUUUGGCGAACUGCGUAUGGGCAAGAAUCUGUACACGAACGAACACGUGGCCAUCAAACUUGAGCCCGUUAAGUCGCGAGCGCCUCAACUGCACCUGGAAUACCGAUUCUACAAGAUGCUGCUAACCACCCCCUCCUCCACCUCUUCCAACGUCAAUCAACCUUUUACUUCUGUCACUAGCUCACCGACGGUGAUAAUCAUAGGUGUACCCAACGUUUACUACUUUGGUCCAUGCGGAAAAUACAAUGCGCUCGUGAUGGAGCUGUUGGGCCCGAGUCUUGAGGAUCUCUUCGACGUUUGCGACCGAAAAUUCGGCCUUAAAACAGUUCUAUCUAUCGCGCUCCAAUUGCUGACUCGUAUCGAGUACGUUCACUCUCGCCGCCUCAUCUACCGCGACGUCAAACCCGAAAACUUUCUUAUCGGCCGUAAAUCAUCGAAUCCCGUUACUUCGAAAGAACGCGUCAUCCAUAUAAUAGACUUCGGAUUGGCCAAGGAAUACGUAGACGGAGAGACUAGCAAACACAUCCCCUACCGCGAACACAAAAGCCUCACGGGCACGGCCCGCUACAUGAGUAUCAACACUCACCUCGGUCGCGAGCAGAGCCGCCGCGACGAUCUCGAGGCCCUGGGUCACAUGUUCGUCUACUUCCUGAGAGGCAGUCUGCCUUGGCAGGGCCUCAAAGCCGACACCCUCAAGGAGCGGUACCAGAAGAUAGGCGAUACCAAACGGGCUACACCCUUGGAUUUAUUGUGCCAGGGUUUGCCCGACGAGUUCGCCACCUAUCUGCGAUACGUUCGUAGGCUCGACUUUUUUGAAACACCCGAUUACGUUUACCUCCGCUCACUUUUUAGCGAGAUAUUCACUCGCAAGGGCUUCAAAGAUGACGGCAUAUUCGAUUGGACCGACAAACAGUCUCCCUCAGCUUCUACGUCAGUUGCCCCGGCUGCCAAGCACCACCCUAACACUGCACUCGCUCUAAAUCCCUUGCCUGUAGAACAAGUUGCCUCGGCUCCCGUCACCGACGUCAAUCAUCACAGGGAGUUGCUGCUGCCAAAGACGUUUUCCAAUGACCACCCACCUCCCGGAAGCAGUAAUUCCUAUUCCCAACACAAAAAGGUGAGCAAUCAGCUGCCCCCCUUCGCUCGUCACGCCGAAACAACGGAUCAAGCCGCAAUUUACAGUGAUGUCGAGGUUGUGGACGAAGUUAAAUGCUGCUUUUUUCGCCGAAGAAGAAAACGCCGAAAAUCGCCAAAAGAUGUCGUCACACAUUAAAUUUUUUUUUUCUUCCACACAAAACAUAUAAAAUCUCUCGUAAGAAUAUUUAAUGUGAAAUUUUUUUUACACCUAUUGCUAAUAUUAUUGACAAGUAGGUUACGAAUCAAAUUAUUAGGAUUUUCUUUUAAGAGCUUUAGAAUACCGAAUCCUAUAAUCUUAUUACCCGUUCCUUAGAAUCAUAUCGAUCAUUUUUUUAAAGUUCAUUCUUAAUUAUCCCUCGAAUUAAUGAUUAUAUUUAACACUUUUAUUAAAUUUGUUGAAACUAUCUCUUUUUUUGCCAACGGUUUUAAAGAUUUUCUUCAAUCAAAUAUAAUUAACAUAAUUUUUCUCGUCUUAGGCACAAACUCAUUUACCAGUAUUUUCCCUGUACAUAUUAUUUUGCCACCUAAAAGUUAAAUUAUGUUCUUUGAACCAAAAAAUGAGCAAUGAAUCGCCCUGACAAUGUGUUUUUUUUAUAUUCUUGGCAUCCUUUUAUGAGCUGAAUCAUCUAGUAAGUUCUAAUGAACGAAUUUGGAUUAGAAUUUUAAUUUCUUUCCCCAAUUAUUUAUUUUAUAUUGUCUAUCACUCAUAGGUUUAUUACAUUAUGCAAAGCACACAACCAACCUAUUACCGUGUUAAGAAAAAAAGGAAAUUUCAUAAUAUGUAUUAUAUAUUAUAAAUGAUAUUUAUGUUUUUCAAAUUUUAUCCCUUAAU
Gordionus sp. m RMFG-2023 is the source of this 2762-nucleotide messenger RNA. Its product is annotated as casein kinase I-like. Gene Ontology annotation, molecular function: ATP binding; protein serine/threonine kinase activity. Lineage: Eukaryota; Metazoa; Nematomorpha; Gordioida; Chordodea; Parachordodidae. The record is from RefSeq and is a predicted model, not a curated record. Gene Ontology annotation, cellular component: plasma membrane; cytoplasm; nucleus. The transcript is spliced from 3 exons. Gene Ontology annotation, biological process: endocytosis; signal transduction; positive regulation of canonical Wnt signaling pathway. The coding region runs from base 615 to 2066 and encodes 483 amino acids.